Molecule: messenger RNA, 1389 nt
Organism: Lachancea dasiensis
Lineage: Eukaryota; Fungi; Ascomycota; Saccharomycetes; Saccharomycetales; Saccharomycetaceae
Source: the annotation of a GenBank genome assembly
AUGCACACUGGAAGCCCAUUGAUGGCUCAGGAUUAUAUGGUGUUUGAUCUCAGUGAUCACAGCUCGCGUCCUAGACACACUUUGCAAAGUUUCCCGACCGCUGCUGCUCACAGUGCUUCGGAAAGGCCAAGUGCAUACUACCAAAACUCCUCCGGACGAUUGCAUUUCAACCGAGACGAAGGUGGUGACACCACGGACGAGGAAGAGGAACAAUCCCUGAUAAAACCUCUGAUGGACGCACACAACAACGCCUCUUCUGAAUCUCCUCUGGGGGGCGUACCUCGUACCCUACCAUACAGACGCACGCACAAACCGCAGCAUUCACAGACGGUCACAAUUCUGGACGAGCCCAAGGCCUCGCCACCACCUUUUUUCGAGCAGCCUCUGACAAUGAGCCAGUUUGACCUCCAGCAGACCCAAAAUUAUCAACAAAGAGCGGCACUUCGGCUCCAGGCCGAGCAGCAAGAGCGCAAGAAGCCCACCAGCUCAGAGAAGAUUCUCGGCAAGUUUUGCAAGUGGUCCCGAUACUCACUGACGCAAAGUAAAGAGACCGGUCCAGCAGUCAAGAGAAAAAAGUCCAUGAAACGAGCCAAUUCGCUUUCGAGACGGAAAGAUUUCUCAAACGGCGGAGAAAUAACCCAGCUUGCAGAGUCUGGUAACUUCGUCUUCCACCGUGGGUUCUCUCUUCGCCGCUCACGACACCCGUCUCUAAGGUACAAGUUUAGAUCUCGGGCAGAACUCACAUCGGUGAUGAACUACAUCAACCCGGAAUCACUACCAUGUUCCAACUUCACCAGUGGUCAACGCAUGCUGGUGAUGCAGCUCAAGUCACCCACUUUCUGGCAGGUUAUGAGACUCCACCCAAGAUUCGUAUUCAAAACAUUACCAUCCAAGCCCAUCCGUAAACCGUCGCGAAAUAUUUCGCAGUGGUAUAGUCCGGUGGAACAUCGAAACAGCAUAAAACGCAAAUUUCCGGCUGUGCGCCGCGUGGCCAGUGUGCGAAGAACAAAAUCACAUCCUGGUCCUCAUCGACUUUCGUUGUCACAGCUUGAGAACAAACAGCUUUACAAUGUAUGGCGUCACUAUCUCAUGAGUGUCGUUUUGCAAAGAAUUCAAUUCCGACAGCACCUGUCGACGUUGUACGCUUCGUCUCUAAGUUCCACUAGCCAGGGAAAUGGUUAUUCCGCAGAGUUUAGUUUUUCGACACCCUCAGAGGGUACGCACUUGCAUAAUACUCCUUCUGGCAGUGACAGUGAUUCAUAUGGCUUAACCAACAGUCUUACUACAUCCCGCAGCUUCAAGUCAUUUGGACAACACGGUGAUGUCGCCUCACUGUCGAGCGUUGGCAGAGCAGAUAGGGGUAGCAGAUUACCGCAAAAGGCUCAUUGA